AUGUCGAAUUUUCAUUUAUCUUCGCGUGAAAUAAUCAUAACGGAUAAUAUUCUUCGAGCUCAAUGUCAAAAAACUGAUGGAACAUGGAAUAAUUCAGAAGUUGAUUUAAAUACUUGUUUAAGUAAUGAAAAUGGUCAAAUUAUUUGGAAACUCAAUGGACAGUUUGCUGAUUCUUGCUCUCAAAUAAAAAAUAUUGACCAAAGUUCAAUUUUAACCUGUGAAGUACAACGUGGCGAUGGACAGUGGGUUACAACACAAAUUGAUUUGAGGGAACAUAUUGGAAAUAAUGAUGGAACACUUUAUGUUUCAUUGAAUAAUCAAAAUAAUUCAUCAACAUCACUAGAAGAUACUUGUCGAAUGGAAGCAUUAAGAGUACAUAAUGUAUUACGAGCACGUCAUGGUGUACCUCCACUUGUACUUGAUGAUAAGAUGAGUAAGAAGGCACAAGAUUACGCAGAAUUUCUAGCAAAUAAUGGCCUACUUCAACAUAGUUCGCCAGAAGAACGUGAUGAACUUGGAGAAAAUAUAUUUGCAGAAUUUGAAGCUCGACCUGAAAAUAAUCUUGAUUUAGGUCGUCGGGUGGCUCAAGCGUGGUAUGAUGAAAUUAAAAAUUAUGAUUAUAGUAAUCCUGGUUUUGCUAUGAAUACCGGCCAUUUUACUCAAGUGGUUUGGAAAGACACAAAUAAACUUGGAAUUGGUGUUGUUUUUGUACCAGAUAGAAAAAUUAUUGUUGUUGGACGUUACUCUCCACCGGGAAAUGUUCCGGAUCAAUUUACAGAAAAUGUUUUACCACUCUCUUAA
Molecule: messenger RNA, 801 nt
Organism: Adineta ricciae
Lineage: Eukaryota; Metazoa; Rotifera; Eurotatoria; Adinetida; Adinetidae
Source: the annotation of a GenBank genome assembly